This is a messenger RNA of Brassicogethes aeneus, 1664 nucleotides long. The record is from the annotation of a GenBank genome assembly. Lineage: Eukaryota; Metazoa; Arthropoda; Insecta; Coleoptera; Nitidulidae.
AAAUCCUGGUUGAAUGCAUGUGAUGCUCCUCUACUGGACACUUCUCGUCGUCCUCAUGGUUUACCUUCUCAAAGAAUAACUAUAUUCAACUUCAACAGAUUUAAUACUAACCCAGAUUCAUCGAAAUGGUGGCGAAUUAGUCCUAAGUAAGAGGUCUACAAAUUAAGAAAACAAUUUAGAAUUUACAAUGGUUUAAACGAGGAUAUUAGAAAAAAUAAAAAUGGAUAAUUGGAAUUCGACAAAUUUAAGCGCAAAGGGUGAAUCCUAUCACAGCAACAAAGCGGACAUCAUCAAUAACGAACUGGUUCAAGUCAUAUUUUUUAUGAUCUACACGACUAUAUUUAUACUGGGAAUUUUUGGGAAUGUGCUCGUGUGUUAUGUCGUAUUUCGAAACAAAGCGAUGCAAACGGUGACGAAUUUAUUCAUCACGAAUUUGGCGUUAUCUGAUAUACUUCUAUGUGUGUUAGCUGUACCGUUCACCCCUCUGUACACAUUUCUGGGCAAAUGGGUGUUCGGAAGUGUUAUAUGUCAUUUAGUUCCAUACGCCCAGGGCGCUAGUGUCUAUAUUUCCACUUUAACUUUGACGUCUAUAGCAAUAGAUAGAUUCUUUGUCAUCAUCUACCCGUUUCAUCCUAGAAUGAAACUGUCUACUUGUAUCCUGAUCAUUUUUAAUAUCUGGUUGUUCUCUUUGUUAGUCACUGUUCCGUACGGUAUUUACAUGAAGCAGUACAAAGGUAUCCACAAUUCUUCAGUGUCUUACGAGGAAAAUAUUUUCUGCGAUGAAAAUUGGCCGAGCGAUCAAUGGCGUGGGCUAUUUGGCGGAUUAACCACAACCAUGCAGUUCGUGAUCCCCUUCUUUAUAAUGGCUUUCUGCUACAUCUGCGUCUCCUUUAAACUCAACGAUAGAGCCAGAUCCAAACCUGGUUCAAAAAACUCCCGCAAGGAAGAAGCAGAUCGCGAUCGAAAACGUCGCACCAACCGAAUGCUUAUUUCAAUGGUAGCAAUUUUCUUGAUGUCAUGGCUUCCCUUAAAUACGAUCAACAUUGUGAAUGAUUUCCACGAUCUAAACAACUGGAAAUACUAUUUGUUAAGCUUCUUUUUGGUUCACGCUUUGGCGAUGUCGUCUACUUGCUAUAAUCCAUUCCUAUAUGCAUGGCUUAACGAAAACUUCCGCAAAGAAUUCAAACAGGUGCUUCCUUGCUUCGAAGGUGCCAACAGAGUUGUCAACAAUGCAGGCAGGCUGGGCAACUGGAGGUCGGAAAGGACUUGCAACGGAAAUGAUACUCAACAGGAAUCUCUUUUACCUUCUGGAAUUCACCGGGCCGCUUCGGUAAAAGAGAAGAAACCGAUCCCACCACCCGCCAAAACCGAUAGCGUAGAAGUUGAAAAUGUUCUUGUGCCAAAUGUUGGAGCUGUAUACGAUUCUUUGGCCGACACGGUCCGGCUAAAGUACAUUACGGAGGAAGAACCUCCACCGUAUGACACUCCUCAACAACAACCACCAACACCACCACAACCACAAUGAAUUAAUUGAAUUUAUUUAUGUAUAUGUAUACAUAUAUCUGUACCUCAGAGCCAUCAGGAGUUAAGUCCAAAAAGUUAUAACUUUAUUAUGCGUGGCAGCCAUUUAAAGAUGAGCCGGUGUUUUAUUUUACUAUAUAACU